AUGGACACGACGAAGAUGAGCACUGCCGAACAAAUGCGAAAAGAAUUGAUGGAUCAAGGGAUCGCCCCAGCAAUGAUAUCACUUAUGCUUGAAGACAGCCCAGAGUCUAUAGAUGAGGUUCAGUUCAAACCAAUGCCAAUUGAAUUCAGAGACGAGCCUAUUCCGUGCCAUCUAAUAUGCGAUCAAGCCAAGCUGAUGGCUGAGAUAGCCAACAUUGUGCAGAAUCGCAUUCUCACUGACGUCCAGGUGGUGGUGCACGGUACCCCAUUUGACUGCCACUUGGCCGUGCUGCAUAUAGGGUCGGACUACUUUAAGCAGUUUCCCUCAACAAACAAGAUCGUUAUCGACGAGCCCGAUGUGACGGUGCUAAGCUUCGAAAAGAUCUACGAGUGGAUGAUCAACUCGAAUUUUGAGGUCGACUACGAGAACUGCUUAGAGCUGUACCUUGCAGUACGCUUUCUGCAAAUUCCCCGCUUAAUAGAGCUCAUGUGGAUCUUUUUCGAGAGUACCGAGAAUAUUAGCGAGGGCCGCGCCUUCCAGCUAUAUGUAAGGGCCAUUCCCUAUUCGAUUGAGAACUUGCAAGCCCUGAUGCUGACUCGGCUGAACCGAUUCUUUCUGACGGCUGUGACGACACAGGAGUACAUAAACCUGACGGCCGAACAGGUCUAUGCAGUGCUCACAAUCAGUGCCCUCGCUGUCAACUCCGAGAUGGAGGUAUUCAUGAGCGUCUUUCGCUGGAUGAUGUACGACUGGGCGGAACGCAAGAAACACUCGCACUUUCUAAUGCAGACCGUAAGAUUCAAUUUGAUGCCAGCCUGGUAUAUACUCUCGCUGAAGACGAAGCCAAAAAAGCGCGAGCUAGCAGAGCUCCUCGACGACCCCAUAAUGCAGGACACUCUCGAUGCGGCACUGUCCUACACGGUGACACAGCACUUCAUUACCAAAGACUCCCCAUUGACGAAGCCGCUGGAAUUGAACACCGAGCAUCAGCGCGAAUGGAUCAUCGAUUGUUAUGCACGUCACCAUCAUCUCUACAAUUGCCCCAAUUGGGUGUACCUGGACUACAAAGUGUUCGAUUCCUAUAUGGAGGAGAUCAUCAAGUCUAGAAAGGAGCAUUUUAAGGACUUAAAGCUUUUUAAGCCUUCGAAUUUCGCGCCCUGCUGCCGGGAACUGGUUGAAAAUUGCGAAACUCUUUUAGAGAUUUGAGUUUGAUUAACAUUUUACCGUCUCACCAAUCGA
Drosophila navojoa is the source of this 1239-nucleotide messenger RNA. Its product is annotated as actin-binding protein IPP. The record is from RefSeq and is a predicted model, not a curated record. Lineage: Eukaryota; Metazoa; Arthropoda; Insecta; Diptera; Drosophilidae. Gene Ontology annotation, molecular function: protein binding.